AUGGUUGUCGCCAAAAAACCCAAUUUUCUUAUCAUCGUCGCCGAUGACCUCGGCUUCAGUGAUGUAAAACCUUAUGGCUCCGAGAUAGACACCCCUGUCUUGGAACGCCUCUCUAAAGACGGCAUACGGAUGACCAACUUCCAUACCGCUCAGGCAUGCUCGCCUACGCGAGCCAUGCUUCUCUCUGGAACAGACAACCACAUUGCUGGACUUGGCCAAAUGGCUGAAUUUGCCGAGAUGAAGAAGAACCUUACUGGAAAGUAUCCUGACUACGUCGACAAACCUGGCUACGAAGGCUACCUCAACUGGAAAGUGGCUGCUCUGCCUGAGAUUCUUUCCGACGCAGGAUACCUUACUCUUAUGUCUGGCAAGUGGCAUCUGGGAAUGACUCCUGAUGUGUCGCCGAGUGCAAGAGGCUUCAAGAAGAGUUUUGGUUUCUUACCUGGUUGUGGAAACCACUUCAACUAUGAACCGCAAUUCGAGGCUGACCAAGACACUAUGCUCUUGACCUCGGAUGGAUUUUGGAUGGAGAAUCAAAAUCCAGUGGAUAGAAAAAAAGACUUACCUGGAGACUUUUAUUCUACCAACUUCUUUACAGAUAAGCUGCUUGAUAUGUUGAGCAACAGAACCAAAGAGGAAAAGGAGCAGCCUUUCUUUUCAUACUUGGCCUAUACGGCACCACACUGGCCAAUGCAGGCGCCACAAGAUGUCAUAGAAAAAUACAGCGGAAAGUACGACAAUGGACCCGACCAGCUGAGACUAGACAGGUUGGCCAAAUUAAAAGAGCUAGGUCUUGUGCCGUCUGAUGUCGAAGCAGCUCCUCCUGUUGGCUUUGAAGCUGGUGUGAAGUGGGAAGACCUCACUGAUCACGAGCGAGAUGUCUCUUCGAGGAAAAUGGAGGUCUACGCAGCAAUGGUUGACCUACUUGACCAGAACAUUGGGAGAGUCGUCGAUGCACUUGAAGCAACUGGUGAACUUGACAAUACUUUCAUUUUGUUCAUGUCAGAUAAUGGCGCAGAAGGCUCUACGUUGGAAGCUGCACCACUCUUAUCAUCAUUCAAGACUCUUGGUGAACUUAUCGCUGCACACUAUGACAACAGUCUCGAGAAUAUUGGAAAACACAAUUCGUAUGUUUGGUAUGGCUCUCGGUGGGCAUGCGCUGCUACUGCGCCUUCUCGUGGCUUCAAAGGAUGGUCAACCGAGGGCGGCAUCCGAUGUCCUUGCCUUAUACGAUUCCCUCCAAUCUCUUCAGCUCCGCAGACUAUUUCCCAUGCCUUCACAACUGUAAUGGAUAUACUGCCCACCAUCCUUGACCUAGCCCAAGUGCAGCACCCAGGAAAAACAUUCAGAGGUCGACAAGUCGUCAACCCCCGAGGAAAAUCAUGGGUCAGCCAUCUCUCAUCUCCUAAAGAGCAUCCAAGCGUUCACCAGGAUGAGGAUCAUAUACAUGGCUGGGAGCUGUUCGGUAAUCGCGCCAUACGCAGAGGAAAUUGGAAGGCAGUUUUGUUGGCAAAGCAAGGCGGUGACAAUUGGGAGCUAUUUGACGUGGAAAGUGAUCCCGCCGAGCAACAUGAUUUAUCGAAAGAGAGGCCUGAAAUUUUGGAAGAAAUGCUUGUGCACUGGGCUACAUAUGUUGCCGAGACGGGGACGCAGUCACCACGAGAUAAGGCUCUGAUGCCAAUCAUCGACAUCACUCAUUUCCAACGAAUUGCGCCAUCUCCUACAGAAGGCCUGGCCGCACAUGAUAGAGAGUUGCUAUGCCACUGGCACCAGAUAGCCCACAAGGCCAUUGUUCAUCAGCGAGGGUCAGAGGACCUUUUCCAGCAUCAAGUAAUUCAUCUCGCAUUCGAUCAUCCAGUUAUCAUGAACCUCAUACUGGCUAUAUCCUCAUUCGAACAAGCGCAUACUGCCCACCACUCACAGGUAAACGUUCCGGGAUAUCGGAUCCGAAGGGAUAUCUACGCUUCUCUGGGAGUUAAGUACUCUGAAGCCGCCGCGAGGAUGAUGAGACAGGCAGUAGAGAACGCUAAUGUCGAUAACGGUCCGGUAUGUCACCUGGCCUCGAUUCUCAUGAUGAUCAACUCUUAUGCCCAAGGUUCAGUCAAAGAACUUGUGCGGGUCAAGAACGAGCCUUCUACCAUGCUGAGCGACCUGCUCGUCAUUUGCAAGCUCACGAGGGGGGUCAGGGCUAUUUCGGACGCAUAUGGCGUCAUACGACCAGACCGGCACGAGCUCAUACUCUAUGUCACCGAGGCUGAACCACCAGACCGUGGGCCCCUCGAUCCCAUUCUGCACAUGCUUAAUUCUCUGACGUUCCUGGAGGAAGAAGAGGACCCGGUCACCAAGCAGAUCUGCCAGAAUGCUCUGGAUUUAAUGAAGUGGUUGAUACCUCAACCAACUCUAGGAAUCACGCACUGA
Molecule: messenger RNA, 2418 nt
Organism: Fusarium tjaetaba
Lineage: Eukaryota; Fungi; Ascomycota; Sordariomycetes; Hypocreales; Nectriaceae
Product: arylsulfatase
Exons: 6
Coding region: 1-2418 (805 amino acids)
Molecular function (GO): arylsulfatase activity
Source: RefSeq, a predicted model, not a curated record